Messenger RNA from Lindgomyces ingoldianus, 2661 nucleotides. RefSeq lists its product as uncharacterized. NCBI's taxonomy places the organism in Eukaryota, Fungi, Ascomycota, Dothideomycetes, Pleosporales, Lindgomycetaceae. The transcript has 3 exons. The record is from RefSeq and is a predicted model, not a curated record. Gene Ontology annotation, molecular function: ATP-dependent chromatin remodeler activity; ATP binding. Bases 1 to 2661 code for a protein of 886 amino acids. Gene Ontology annotation, cellular component: cytoplasm.
AUGCCCCGUCCCUCUGCUCCCACUCCUUGGGCUACACAUCGGGCUACCCAUCCUGCCGCACAUCCUGCCACAGACCCGUUUGCAGAACUUGAGUUUGCUUAUCGUGACCGCAAUUCCCGCUCCACUCCGCCGUUCAGGAUGAACAACGGAACCCAACCCCCGACGCCCGCUGACGCAUUCAACCAAGAAUGGAUGUCUCCAGAGGACCUCGCUGCCUUCCUCAUACAGCCUUCUCAGCUGGGCGUCGGCUAUCCUAGCCAAUAUCCUGUCCAGAACCGAGGAGCUCAGCUUGCCAACAGCAAUAGAUUUGUAGCACAUCGCCCUUUCGAUCCUCCAAACGCAGGCCUGGUACCACCAUUCGAUCUUGAUCAGGAGCCAUUUGGCAGGGAUCUCUCGGGAACUGCUCCUAGCGCACACCCAGAAGCCAUCACCAAGCUUCUUGAGAACAUACAGCCUGACGAGGAGGUUCCGAAAGAGCUUCGCGAAAAGACGCCAAAGGCUAUGUGUUCCGAGCUCAUGGAACAUCAGAAACUCGGUCUGGCUUGGUUGAAGAAAAUGGAGGAGGGGACCGCGAAGGGCGGCAUUCUCGCAGACGACAUGGGGCUCGGAAAGACGGUUCAGGCUCUCGCACUCAUCUUGUCUAGGCCUUCGGACGAUCCAAUAUGUAAGACGACACUAAUCAUUGCACCCGUUGCUCUGAUGAGGCAAUGGGAGAAGGAGCUUCAGCGGCAUGUUCACUCCCAUCAUCGACUCAAGGUCUAUAUCUAUCACCAAAACGGCAAGAAGGCGGAUUUCAAUACCCUGCGCCAGUACGACGUUGUUCUAACCACCUUUGGAUGUCUUUCGACUGAGGAGAAGCGGAUUGAGUCAUUGGAAGAGUCACUGAGAGAUCUCACUGAGCAGCAAUCAGGCAUUCAACGCAAGGCUAAGGAGAGACUGUCCCUAGUCGGGCCAGAGUGCCUUUGGUAUCGUGUAAUCCUAGAUGAGGCACAGUGUAUCAAGAAUAAGGGAACACUCACAUCCAAGGGCUCGAAUCGCCUACGAGCGAAAUAUCGGCUCUGCAUGACAGGUACCCCAAUGAUGAACUCAAUCGAUGAACUCUAUCCACUUAUCCGAUUCCUUAGCAUCAAACCGUACAACGACUGGGCCCGUUUCCGCACAGACAUCUCCCAACAGAUCAAAGCAGGUCAGGAGUACCGGAGGGAAAAGGGUGUAACGCGUGUCCAUGCUCUUAUCAAAUCUAUCAUGCUUCGGCGCACAAAGCAGACAAUCCUUGACGGAGAACCGAUUUGCAACAUCCCACCUAAACAAGUCGUGCCUGCGCCAGUGGAGUUUAGCGAUGAGGAACAUGAACUGUACAAAGCCAUUGAGACCCAGUCACAGCUGCAGUUCAAUAAGUAUCUCAAAGCAGGAACGGUCAUUAAUAACUACGCGAACGUGCUCCUACUCCUUUUACGGCUCCGCCAGGCUUGCUGCCAUCCCCACCUUAUCAAGGAUUUGGGAGUGCAAGUUUCGACUGAGCAUAUCGACGAGAGCGAGCUCUUAUGUCGGGCUAGAAAGCUCACGCACGACGUAGUUGUCCGGUUGAAAGAGUCGCCAGGUUUUGAUUGCCCCAUUUGUCUCGACGCAACACAAAAUCCAACAAUAUUUCUUCCUUGUGGUCACACCACCUGUGGCGAGUGUUUCCAGAAACUUGUUGAUCCUACCAUGGUUCAGGAUGACCGUGAGGAAGGUAGCGCGCCAAAAUGCCCUCACUGUCGAGGUUCUCUGCAUCCGAGUAGAAUCACCGAUUACGAGCAUUUCUGCAAAGUUUUCUGUCCAGAAAAGUUUCCAGACGGUAAUCUCGACCGCCCUGAGUCUGAGCCGGAGCCUGACUCUGACUCUGAGGAGGAUGAAUCUGACGGUGAUGAUUUGAAUGGAUUCAUCGUUCCAGACGAUGCCGAUGAUGACUACCAGGCGCCAAGGUUAAAAGAUGAGAACGGUGACGAGAACGAGACGAAGCACGUCAAUGGCAAGGGUAAAUCACGUGUCAAGGAAAAGAAAACUCUUGCACAACUCAAGAAGGAGUCCCUCCGCAACAAGGCUGCGAAGAAGAAAUAUCUUCGCCGGCUUCGCAAGGACUGGGUGACAUCGGCGAAGAUAAACAAGACCAUCCAGCUCCUCAACGAAAUUGAGAGCAAUGACCCUGCUGAGAAGACCUUAAUUUUCAGUCAGUUCACUUCACUUCUUGACCUCCUCGAAGUCCCGCUCCAGGAUCGGAAUAUUAAGUACCAGCGUUACGAUGGUAGCAUGAAACCCGAUGAUAGAGCCACUGCCGUUAACGAUUUCAUGGACAAACCUGAUGAGAAGAUCAUGCUCGUCUCUCUCAAAGCGGGCAAUGCUGGACUCAAUCUCAGCCAGGCUUCUCACGUUAUUAUCCUGGACCCCUUCUGGAACCCGUUCAUUGAAGAUCAAGCAGUCGAUCGAGCUCAUCGUAUGCCCCAAAAGCGCGAGGUAUUUGUACAUCGUAUACUCGUGCCUGAAACCGUCGAAGACAGGAUCUGCAAGCUCCAGGAACAGAAGCGCGAUAUCAUUAGUACUGCGUUAGAUGAAGGGCUCGGCAAGAGUAUCUCCCGACUAGGUGUCAAUGAGUUGAAGUUUCUCUUCGGUUUGUCUCGAUGA